This is a messenger RNA of Dictyostelium discoideum AX4, 3138 nucleotides long. RefSeq lists its product as hypothetical. The transcript has a single exon. The record is from RefSeq and is a predicted model, not a curated record. NCBI's taxonomy places the organism in Eukaryota, Evosea, Eumycetozoa, Dictyosteliales, Dictyosteliaceae. Bases 1 to 3138 code for a protein of 1045 amino acids.
AUGACAAAUAAUAAAAACGAAAAUGAAAGUAAUAAUCAAUUGGAAUCAAGACAUACAAAAAAAAAACAAAAAACUAAUCACAAUGAAACAAAAGAAACAAUUGAUGUUAUAAUUGAAAAAACAACAACAACAAUUCACAACUUAGAAAACCUCAAUAUAGAAGAAUUGAAUAAAUUUAAACAAAUUGAAUUAUUAGAAAUUGUAAAAUCAUUUUCAAAGAAAACUAAUAAUAGAAAAAAGAAAUCAGAAUUAAUUGAAAUUUUAAAAGAAGAGAUUGAGAAUCGUAAACUAUUAAUACAAGAAAAUGAAAAUAAAAUUAAAAAUAAUAACCCAUUUAAUAAAAACUUUAAAGAAUUAUUAAUAAAAGAUGUUGAUAAUAAUGAAUUAUUAUUUUGGAAAAUUUUUAGAAAUAAAGUUUUAUUUAAAAAUAUAAUAUCAAAAUUUGAAUUUAAACAUUUUUCACAAAAUUAUGAUUCAAUGAUAUCAAUUCAUAAUUUACUAGCAAAUGAUAAAAUUUCAAUUGUAAAAGAUAAAGUAAACAAUAAUAGUAAAUACCUUGUAUUUACUCCAUCAUCAUAUGGUACAAAUGGUACAUCAACUACAAUAACAACAACAAAUCUUUAUCAAACUUUUAGUAUUAUAUUUUCAAAAUUUCAAACUGAUGAUCUUGAUACUUAUAAUUUCUUUAAAAAUUUAUUUAAAAAUUAUGGUAAUAAAUUCAUUGAAGAAUUAAAAUAUAUUAAAUUUAUAAAUGGUGAUGGUGAUGGUAAUGGUAAUGAUGAUAGUGAUGAUGAUAGUGAUGAUGAUAGUGAUGAUGAUAGUGAUGGUAAUGGUAAUGAUGAUAGUAAUGAUGAUAGUGAUGAUGAUAGUGAUGAUGAUAGUGAUGGUAAUGGUAAUGGUGAUGGUAAUGGUAAUGAUGAUAGUGAUGAUGAUAGUGAUGAUGAUGGUGAUGGUAAUGGUAAUGGUGAUGGUAAUGGUAAUGAUGAUAGUGAUGAUGAUAGUGAUGACGAUGAUAGAUAUUUUUGUUCAACUGAUUUUAUUAGGACUAUGAUAAUUUAUAAUUGUGUGCCAGCAGUGAAGGUAUUAAUGAAUGAAUUUAAUUUUAUUCCAACUGUUGAUAAUUUCUUUAAAAAAGUUGUUGGAUAUGGUUCAUUAGAAAUUUUAAAAUUUUUAUUAAUUAAUGAUGAAAAUCAAGAAAGAAGAAAUAAAUUAAUUUCUCAAUUGAAAUCAAAAAAAAGUCAUUUACAAAUUUGGAGAGAAAUUUCAUCAUCAACUUUAUUUCAAGGUUUUUAUGGUCCAUUGAAUAUGAAUUAUAAAAUAGAGAAAUUUAAAACAAUUUUAUUUUUACUUGAAAAUAAUUAUUUAAAAAUUCCUCAAAAAAAUGAAGAUUUAAAUGAUAUUAAAGUAUCAUUAUAUUCAACUUCACCAAUUACAAAUUAUUUAUUAUUAAAAGAUUUAAUAUUAAGUUGUAAAUUAUUAAAUCAAUUAUUAAAUAAUAAUACAAAUAAUAAUAGUUAUUAUGAUGAAAUUAUUAAAAAAUUUACAAAUAAACAAUUAGAAUCAAUGUUAAAAGAUUUAAUUAAUUGGGAACUAAAUGAAAAUGAAAAUAAACAGAUUAUAAAAGAUUUAUUAAAUUAUUGGUAUAGGGAAAGUGGUACUUCAAAAAUUGAUUAUGAAUUUUAUUUAUGUUUUGAUAAACUAGAGAAUGAUAAAGAAAUAAGGUCAGUUCAUAAAACAAACUUUAUAUUAGCAUUACAAUAUGGAAAUUUUGAAAUUCUAAUGAAAUCAGUCCCAAAUCAAUUUGGUUUAAAGGAAUUUGAAAGAACUGUAAUAACAUAUGAUAUCGAUAUUCAACAUAAACCAAAUUAUCUAUUUACUCAUUGUCAUAAUAAAGAGAAACAAAAGGAGUUUAUUUCAUCUUGGAUUCAAUAUAUUAGUAUUGAUAAUAAUAAUAAUAAUAAUAAUAAUAAUAAUAAUAAUAAUAAUAAUGAUAGUAGUGGUGGUGGUUUUUGUUUAAAUUAUUAUUAUUAUUAUAUUUUACUUAUUUUAAUUCAAAAUGACGAUAUUGAAUUAUUAAAAUUUUCAAUUAAUAAGUUACCACUUGAUAAAUUAAUUAUAAAUUUUGAAAAACAUAAUAAUAUUAUAAUUUCAGAUUAUAUAAAAUCAGUUGAAAUGUUAGAAUUCCUUUAUAAAGAAUAUGGUUCAAAUAAUAUUUUAAAACCUUGUUUACAAAUAUUUCUUUUACAUCUUUCAAAUUUAGAAUUAUUAAAAUGUUUUGAAAAAUUGGAAAAUUUAUCAUCAAAAAGGAGAAUUGUUUUAUUAGAAGAUAAUGUUAAAAAAUGUGUUUUCAAUUUACCAAUGGUUUCUCAUAUUAUUAAAAAUGUUGAAAAUAUUUAUGAAAUUAAAGAAUUUGCAUUUAAAGGAAUAUUUAAUGAUAUUGAUAAUAAUCAUGAAAAUCAAAUAGAUGAAUUAAUUAAUUUAUUACAAUAUAUAGUUAAAUUUACAGAUAUUAAAAUUAAUACAUUUUUAAAUUAUUACUAUACAAACUUUAUAUUAUUCACUAAAAUACCAAAUUUUAAAAUUUUAAAAUUUAUUGAUUGGUUAAUUUCAAUUAACUAUUCAAUUAUUAAUGAUGGGUUUUUUUGUGAAAAUAAAUUAAAAAUAUUAAAAUAUUUAGUUGGUAGAAUUCAAGAAAUUGAUGAAUUCUUUCCAGACAAGUGGAUAAAUUCAGGUGGUGGUAAUAUUUACCCUUUAGCUAAAUUUAUAGUUUUAAAAUGUGAUUUAGAUGCAUUGGAUUUAAUAAUGAAAGAAAUUAAUAAUUCAAAUAAAGCUAUCAAAAAUGAUGAUAUAUCAAAUUUCAUUUUCAUUCUGUUAGGAUUUGCAUGUGAAAUUGGUCAAUUAAAAAUUUUAGAACAUAUUAAAUUACACCAUUGUCAACUAUUUAAUAAGAAAUCAAAAAGUGGUGGUUGGUUCUCUCAAAUUCAAUUAAACUCUUUAAUAAAUAAAUCAAUUAUUUCAAAUCAUAUCAAUUGCACUGAAUUUCUAUUACAAUAUUCAACUAUAUCUCAAUCACAAUUUAAAAAAAUUACUGCUAAAUCUGGUAUUUCUUAUACUUAUUUUAAAAAUAAAAUAAAAUAA